Molecule: messenger RNA, 543 nt
Organism: Staurois parvus
Lineage: Eukaryota; Metazoa; Chordata; Amphibia; Anura; Ranidae
Source: the annotation of a GenBank genome assembly
ACCUAUCCUGCCUUUAACCCUGUAAAAGAGCCCUCUGUAGCAACCGCUCCCUCUCCUGUUCCAUCCUCCAGUUCUUCUCUGUCUCCAGCUGCUCCAUUCGUUUGCAGACCUGCCCUGACUGAUGCCUGUACGCAGCCUGAAGCCUCUCCUCGGCCUGAUGCCUCUACCCAGCAUGAUGAACUGAUCCAGCCUGACGAUCCUAUUAGGCCAGUUGACUCGAUGCCCGCUGUUGAUCCAGAUGAUCCGGUACCUGAUCCGGUGCCCGCUGUCGUGCCAAUUGACUCAGAGCCCGCUGUCGUACCUGGUGACUCGGUGCCCACUGCCUUGCCAGAUGACGCGGUGCCCGCUGGCAAGCCAAAUGACCUGAUGCCUGGUGACCUAGUGUCCGCUGUCAUACCUGAUGACCCGAUGCCCGCUGUCGAGCCAGACAAUCCGGUACCUGAUGACCCGGUGCCCACUGUCGUGCCUGUUGACUCGGAGACCACUGCCUUGCCAGAUGACGCGGUGCCCGCUGUCGAGCCAAAUGACCUGAUGCCUGGUGAC